AAGUGGUGGUGGUGUUUGGGGUUCGUGGAGUGUUAAAAUCAACUCCCAAAUUCAAACUGGUUUUGUGUUUCAUCCAAAUUCCAAGCUCAGUCCCAACAUGCAAUCCUCACCACUCUACCCGACCAAGACCUUCACCACACACCAUCACCACCUUAGCUUCCACCGCACACUCUCUUCUACCCACAACCCCUUCACCUCUCUUCCCUUCUCUUCCACCUUCCCCAAACCAUGUUUCACAAGGGUCAUAGCCCAAGCCCAGAAACCCAACCACAACAACAAGAGAGGUCCUAAACAGGGUGUGAGAGUGAAGGGCAACAAGGAGAAUGUGUGGAGCUUCGACAACGAGCUUGCAAAGAUGGCUGCACAGAAGGAUAAGGGGAGAGGGAAGAAGCAGAGAGGGAGGAGGAUGGUGAAGACCAAGAGGGGUAAGGGUGGUAGGGUCACUGUCACUGGAGCUAUGUUGGUGGAGGUUGAGACUGUUCUUCAGACUCAGGAACCUGUGAUUAAACCAGCAUGGAACACAUUUGCCAGCAGUCUCAGUGGAAUUUGGAAAGGUGUAGGUGCUGUCUUUUCUCCCAUUACAGCUGAAAUGGAGCCAAUGGAAAUCGGUAGAAAGAAUGAAAACCUGUAUGACUGCUAUACUCUUACCCGUAUAGAGGAAGUGCCAUCACUUUCAGGUGAUCGAACAUCGCAAAUCCAGAGAACGGUUAAUUGGGUGACUUUGAAUCCUUAUGGUGAAACACAACAUAUUGAAGGCAGCAAAACAGCUAAAGAUGGAACCAAUGAUCUUAAUGCUCUUACAUUUGCUAAUGAAAAUAAUGUUUUGCCUACAUUUGGAUCCUUUGACUUUGAAAGAAGUGAUGUGAUGGAAGAAGAUGUCAUGAGAUGUGAACCGGGCCUUGUUUACUUCGAAGACGGUUCUUAUUCUAGAGGUCCUGUAAAUAUUCCAGUGGGUGAAUAUGAUGAUUCAAAUUACUAUAUCACACCAACUUUCAAGUUUGAACAAUGCUUAGUCAAAGGCUGCCAUAAAAGGAUCCGUGUCGUCCAUACCAUAGAAUUCAUUAAUGGUGGUUCAGACAUACAGAUAAUGAGAGUUGCUGCAUAUGAAGAAACAUGGGAUAGUCCUGCUAAUGUCAGUGACCAGAGUGACAUGGAGUUUGAUUUAGAGCCAUUUUCUCAAAGAAAACGAACCAAGCCAUCCGAGCUGACAGGGUCUUGGAAAGUUUUCGAGGUCAGCGCUACACCAGUGUAUAGUGAGGACACAAAGGUAGAAGAAGGCAACGACGCCCCAUACGUGUACCUCUGUACAGAAAAUCUGAAGAAGAGAAGCUUUCCCGAGAGUACCAACUACUUCGGCGAAGAGGAGAGGCUUGACAUGCAGGACGUGACCAUGCUAUGGCUUCCCGGGGGCAUAACCUGCUAUGUUGAUGUCAAUAAGGAUGGUGUUCUUUGUAUUGGAGUUGGUUGGUACUCUGAUGAAGGAAUCAACCUUGUGAUGGAGAGAGACUAUGGGUUGGAUGGAAAACUUAAAGAGGUAAGAUCGAAAUGUGAGGUCAAGAGAAGAUGGUCUAAUCCACCCAAUUUGUAAAUUCUGUUUCUGAGGGUUACCAGUUUGUAAAUUGUUUAGCAUGAGAAAUACUACAGAGAACAUUUCAAUGUUAUACGUAAUAAAUCAAGUACAACUGUGUUCAA
Lotus japonicus is the source of this 1692-nucleotide messenger RNA. RefSeq lists its product as uncharacterized. Bases 98 to 1588 code for a protein of 496 amino acids. The transcript has 5 exons. The record is from RefSeq and is a predicted model, not a curated record. NCBI's taxonomy places the organism in Eukaryota, Viridiplantae, Streptophyta, Magnoliopsida, Fabales, Fabaceae.